UUUGUUUACUUUUUUGAGAUUUGAUUUUGUCUCGGUUUUUGUUUACUCAGCUUUGAGAAUUAUUUAAAUCAACUGUCAUCGUAUUUAAUUUGUGUCACUUGGUCAUUUUCUCUGGUCAUGUCUGCCAAUCCUAAAUUGAUUCCUCAGCAAGAGUAUAUUCUACAAGGAAGUAUCAAUGAUUCAGCACUUGAGAUGCUUUUACAUCGUCUUCAAGGGUUGUGUGAUAAUGCCGAUAGUCCUGCUGAAACUUUUCUCGAUCGUGAAUAUGUUUACUCAAUUCGAAAUCCAAAUGGACAAGCAGUUCUAUUGAGGGUUCGACAAGAUCUUGAACGUAAAGAUUAUCCUUGGCAUUUAAGGUAUUUGGGUCAACCUGAAAUCGGUGAUAAAACAAGAGCAACGCUGGUCCGUUCUUGUAUUGAUGUAGCUUGUUCAAAUAAUGUUGGUCAGUUUUUACAAGAAAUGGGCUUUAAGAAAGACUAUGAAUUUUACAGUAAAGGAUAUAUGUUCAAAAAAGGUCGAUUGAAGGUGAUUGUGGCCAAAGUAUUCCAUUUAUUGACCCCGGAAGCCAAUCAAUCUCAACAACCAGUUUUCUCUGAAAAUAAUCUAGAAACAGUUACACAAUCACAUUUGGUUGAAGUUAGUAUUGUAGCUCCGUCAGGAUCUGAUCCUCUCGCCGAUGAAAUAAAACAAUUUGCUGAUCAACUUAAACCUCUCGUUGAUUUGGUAAAAAUUGAUCCCCGAAGAUUAGCCUAAUAAACACGAUAAUCAUAAUCAUCUCUCAUUCUUCUCCUCCUCAACUAAAUCAAGGAACACAAAAUCUACUACCAACUGAAUCUGCCCAAUUUUCAUUACCAUUUGUAUGAAAAAAGAAAGUAAAAAGAAUAUAUUUUUUUUCUUCCAUCAAUAUGAGAAAAAAAAAACAACGAAUUGUGAAUAAAAACAAAGGAAGAAAACUAAAA
Molecule: messenger RNA, 959 nt
Organism: Panonychus citri (citrus red mite)
Lineage: Eukaryota; Metazoa; Arthropoda; Arachnida; Trombidiformes; Tetranychidae
Gene: MED18
Product: mediator of RNA polymerase II transcription subunit 18-like
Exons: 2
Coding region: 118-753 (211 amino acids)
Biological process (GO): termination of RNA polymerase II transcription; regulation of transcription by RNA polymerase II
Cellular component (GO): mediator complex; core mediator complex
Molecular function (GO): transcription coregulator activity
Source: RefSeq, a predicted model, not a curated record